UGACCUCAACAAUGCAGCACCCAGGCGAAAUGCCUUCCUAACCAAGCAUUCGCCCACAACAUUGCUCUUAAAGGACUUUAUUUGCCAUCCAGAUAUCCAGCACACUAAACAACCCGCCCUGGCUGCUUGGAUAUUACAGUCGAAAUGGCACCCAAGUCACUCAUUCCAUUCCUGGUCGCCAUGAUGUUGGUGACUGGUGUUUGCAACACGAUCCUUACAAAAUACCAGGACAUGCAAUGUGUUCGCAACUGCGAUUCCCCCGACCCAAAAAAGCGGGUGGUGUUUGAACAACCUGUCGUCCAAACUCUACAAAUGUUCAUCGGAGAAAUGGGGUGUUGGCUGGUUGUGUUGGCGUGCAAGUUCUGGAAUCGGUAUAUCAGCCAUCGGCUCGGCGGUUCCUCUAAAGCAUCCCUUCUCACCGGUGGUUAUGAGCCAGUUGACGGUGCGGACAAUGACCUUGCCGAGUCCGACGAUGAAUUAGACUCCACCUCUCCCUUAAAUGGAAGUCCGCGGGCUUCGACUACAAAGCGCUCUAAAGAACAUGAUGGUAGAAUAAAAUUGAAAGGCUGGAAGGUAUUCAUGCUGGCUGCCCCAGCAUGCUGUGAUAUCACUGGUACCACGCUUAUGAAUGUCGGAUUGUUAUUUGUCGUUGCAAGCAUAUAUCAGAUGACACGAGGUGCACUGGUGCUCUUCGUCGGCCUUUUCAGCGUACUUUUUCUUCGCAGGAAAUUAUAUCUAUACCAGUGGCUGGCUCUGGUCGUUGUUGUCCUUGGAGUUGGCAUUGUCGGACUUGCCGGUGCCGUCUUUAAAGAUAAUCCUGAAGCUCUGGGUGACUCCCGAACCGUGACGCAACUGAUUUCAAGGGCAGAGGAACUUGACGGUUUUUCUGGUGAAACUCCAGUAGCUGUACGGACGAUUAUUGGGGUGCUAUUGAUCGCAGGAGCCCAAAUUUUCACAGCCACCCAAUUCGUUUUGGAAGAGUGGAUUCUUGAGAAUUAUGCCAUGGAUCCUCUGCAGGUUGUUGGUUGGGAAGGAAUUUUUGGAUUUCUAGUUACGCUUUUCGGCAUGAUAAUCCUUCAUUUCGCUAUCGGCAAUACCGAAAAUGGGAGGCACGGAUAUUUUGAUAUGAGGGAAGGGUGGCACAAUACGACUACGAAUAAGGCUGUUGCGAUAUCGGGCAUACUAAUUAUGAUCAGUAUAGGCGGCUUCAACUUUUUUGGCCUCAGUGUCACUCGAUCUGUAUCUGCCACUUCCCGCAGCACCAUCGACACGUGCCGCACUCUCUUCAUCUGGAUGAUAUCUCUUGGUCUUGGCUGGGAGUCCUUCAAGUGGCUUCAGGUAGUUGGUUUCGCUAUGCUUGUUUACGGCACUUUCCUUUUCAAUGAUAUCGCCAACCCUCCUCUGAAAGCCUGCGUACCGACACACAGGCCAAGGGAAGAGCUAUUUCCGGAAGAGCCCAUCGAACAUAUCUAAACAGGCUUAACUUCCACACUUGUAAAAUUUCCGGGAAUUUUCCGGGAAUUUUCUUCCGGUAAUAACCAACAUGUUAUAGGCUAUUUUCGGACUUGGGAAUUUGGUGUUUUCUGGAAUCCCCUUCCAUUUAUAGCUCAAAUUUCAUUCACGUUGGUGGAGCAUUGGUUAUGGCAUUUGGCGGCGUGUUGUUGUGUAUGGGUCUUAUUUUCCAGUUCGUUGGCAGGCGUUACUUCAUACUUUAUGAUCAACUUUUCAUUUGUUCAUCAACGCAAUUUUUGCUACAUUCUUAUGUAUCAACAGUUUAGCAUUUCGGUAUGGUCCAAUUCAACGUCUUCAAUCAUAAAACUCAUAUCAACUG
This is a messenger RNA of Histoplasma capsulatum G186AR, 1831 nucleotides long. RefSeq lists its product as uncharacterized. Gene Ontology annotation, molecular function: pyrimidine nucleotide-sugar transmembrane transporter activity. The coding region runs from base 145 to 1473 and encodes 442 amino acids. Gene Ontology annotation, cellular component: Golgi membrane; intracellular membrane-bounded organelle. The transcript has 4 exons. Lineage: Eukaryota; Fungi; Ascomycota; Eurotiomycetes; Onygenales; Ajellomycetaceae. The record is from RefSeq and is a predicted model, not a curated record. Gene Ontology annotation, biological process: pyrimidine nucleotide-sugar transmembrane transport.